AAAGAAAAAAGACGAUAUUCAAACCCUAAUAUAGAGUAAGCUAUCUCACGCUGUUGAAGCAGCGGGAAGGCCUUACGUAAAGAGUCCCCUUUACUGAUUGGUCCUCUCUGAUGAAGCCUAUCUUAUGUGGCCCUAAGUUUUACGGAUCAAAAUUCUUCUCUGAAGAGAACUCGGAUUACCUCUUAUCCGAUGAAGAAGAAUUAUCAGAGGAGUCUUCAGAGGAGAUGUCUCUUAUGUAUAGGAUAAGUGAGCUGCCUGAUACUCUACUCUUGAGAGUAUUGUCUUUACUGCCUACUGCUAAAGAUGUUGUGGCCACAAUGGUUUUGUCGAAACGAUGGGAGUUUCUCUGGUUGUCUGUGCCAAGACUCGUAUUUGAUGAUCAAGACAUUGAGUAUGGGAAGUUCUCACGGUUCGUAGACAGGUACAUGAUUGUGAAUGACGCUCAAGAGCUCGAAACUCUUCAUUUCAAACUUAGUAGAACAUGUGCUGCUCAAGAUAUUAUUGUUUGGAUGAGAGCUGCAAACAACUUCGCUGUGCGUGAGAUGAUUAUCGAAAUCGACAGCUCUUCUUGUCCAUCUCCGAUCAUAAUUCCACCGGUUUUAUACACAGAAUGUACCAUGCUUUCGACCCUGAAGCUCAACAAGGCGAUGCUUGCCAAUUCAUCGCCACCAAUGUUUUUCCCAUCUCUCAAAACGUUGAGCCUCUUAUCCGUUAAGUACCCUAAUGAAGAAUUCGUCAGCAGUCUUUUAUCUUAUUGUCAUGUUCUUGAAAGCUUGGAAGUUGAAAAAUGUCGAGACGACAAUGUGACUGUAUUCACCGUGAGAGUGCCCUCUCUAAAGAGGUUAGUCUUGCAUACCUCAGAAAACAGAGAUAGAGAUGACUCAGAUGGGUUUGUGAUAAACGCUCCUUGUUUGGAAUACUUCAACAUUAUUGAUCAUAAGGGUGGGUUUUGUGUCAUUGAGAAUAGCAUGCCUAAUGUUGUUGAGGCGUAUGUUGACGUUACGCAUUGUCAUCCUAGGAUGAUUUUGAGCUCUAUUACUUCAGUCAAGCGCCUCUAUUUAUGUUUAUCAACCUCCAAGGUAGUUUCUUGUUUUUUUUCUUUUCAUCUGCAACUCUUGCUUCUGUUUAUUAAUUUGUCUUGUGUGCAGGACUUGUAUCCUGUUGAUACUUUCUUCCCCCGUCUUGUACACCUAACGUUAUGCACAUGUGAGACAGAGUGGUUGAAUCUACUUGUGAGCAUGCUCAGAGCUGCGCCCAACCUACCAGCUCUAAAACUUGAGCAGUACCAUGGCCUUCCAGCUCGUCACCUGCGUGCUUCCUGGAAUGAACCGAGUUCAGUUCCUUUAUGUUUGUUAUCGAGUCUUGAAACCCUCGAGUGGGUAAACUAUGAAGGAACAGAAGAAGAGAAAGAAGUGGUGGGAUUUAUCUUGAGAAACGGAGGCUGUUUGGAGAAGGUGACUAUAUCCUCCAAAUCGAAUGACUGCAACGAGAAACUUGAGAUGAUUAAGGAUUUGACGUGGUCCAUCAGACGUUCACCUACGUGUCAGCUUGCAUUCGACUAAAGCUACCACCUAACUAUUAUAUCUUUCCUUGGUUUGUUUUCGUCAUUAUCACCAUUGAUCUUAUAUGGUAUUUUCUCCAUUUCGGGUUUAUUUUAAUCUUGCACUGACCUUAUAGACUUGAGACUUUUAGAGACCUUCUGAUCAGUAACCGGGUAACGGUCUCAACAGAUUUACUUACUUCUAACAGAUUUAGUUAAAUCUGAUAGAUUUAUUUUUUCUUUGAUCACAAAUUUAGUUUUAA
Molecule: messenger RNA, 1803 nt
Organism: Raphanus sativus (radish)
Lineage: Eukaryota; Viridiplantae; Streptophyta; Magnoliopsida; Brassicales; Brassicaceae
Product: putative FBD-associated F-box protein At5g50270
Exons: 3
Coding region: 111-1562 (483 amino acids)
Molecular function (GO): protein binding
Source: RefSeq, a predicted model, not a curated record